CAAAAUCGCCGCAAAAAUCGCUAGUGUAAACGGGGCUUUACUUGCAAAUAAUCUAAUUGAAGUAAAAUAAUUUAAAUAAUAAUAAUAAUAAUUUAAUUUAAUUUAAAUAAUUUAAUUGAGUUCAAUUGAAAUAACGGCUCUGGGAACGAGAUUGUUACAACACUUGCUGGCAUGGUAUGAAAUGAUUCCGACUCCCCUUAGUUACCGUUGCUAUGUCCCACAAGCUUAACAAAUUAACUGGAAUAUAUCUCAGAACUUAAAACUCUGAUCGCGGAAAAUUGAUUAUACAUUUUUUCAAUAGUUUACUGUCUUGAGAAUAGAAUGGAAAAUUUUUUUGUAAUCCUUGUAGUACUCUCUAAAACAGACACAAAACUGAUGCAACGGUGAUUUUGUUAUAUAUUCCCCCGCCUCAUCAUAAGCACUCUUUGAUCCUCUAUUUUUAGAAUCAUUAAUUUGACCGUUUGUUUUUCUGCGCGCGCGCACUGCGUUAUUCGCUCAUGUUUUCUCGUGUUUUACAAAAACGUGAGCAAAAAGUGUAUGCACGGGCAGAAAAACGUGAUUCUAAAAACCUACACUUACUGUGUUAUCCAUAUUAAAAGAUGGAUUAAAUUUAGAAAACAUGAUUAAUAUCGUAAUUAACACCAACUUCGUAGUUUACUAAUCAGUCGGGAGCAAUUAGUUGGGAGAUUUAAUAUUAGGCUAAAACGAAAAUCGAAACUAUAUAUCGGUUAGUUCACUAAAUAAAUAACGUAUGCGUUUCAUUUGAGAGUCUCCGUAUUGUAUGAGGGGUUAUAGGUGCACUUUAAGCGGUUCGAUGAUGGUUUAAGGGGUUUGGAAGAACCCCCCUAGAUUCGCCCCUGAAAAUGUAGUAUGACCAAUAUUGUUGCUGUUAAUUUAUUUUGGACUUGUGCAUGCGUCAAUCAAAGAAGCAACAAAUGUGCAACUUCUAGAGGUCAAAAUAUUCAUUUCAAGAACAUGAUUUAUUCAUUCUUUCAAGACCUCUGCUGUAGUUACUUCGUACUCCAGUUGUUCUUGCAAGGUAAGGUCCGAUCGAUUGAGGUGGAGUCUCGUCCAGAUUGGACUAAAAAAAAAACAAACUCCAGUAAGCUAGAUUUGAAUAGGUUUGCUAUUGGUGAGAAAAAUGACAACCACGAGUACCUCUACGGUGGAGAAUUCUGCAGAAACGCAGAUCCCUGCUCGAAGUCUUUCCGAGAUGGCGCGCAACGAACGCGUAAAGAGGAGCAGCACGAGUGCUAUGAACACCGCACAGACAGGUACACGUGGAGGAAAUAUUGUCAAAAAUAAAAGAACCCGUUACAGCACUUAUCAAACAGAAACUCUGAAGAAGAUCUUCGAAACAACACAGUACCCAGAUUUCGAACAGCUAGCUGCUAUUUCACGGGAGUUGGCGCUUGAUAAAGAGGUUGUCAAGAUCUGGUUUAAGAAUCGAAGAGCUCGUCAAAAGAGCAAAGAGCAAGAAGAUGCAUGCAGGCAUUUUCUUGAGAGAGAAAGCAGCAGCCUACCAGCCCAUUUUCGCUGCCCUAUGCCAAUCUGUUACUUCCCAAUGUAUCCUGUAGCUCCAUCACCAUGGCAACCCAUGAUGAAUUACCAUGGUAACACCGCCUUCGGCUUAUACAAUAGACCGACAAGCAUCUUUGAAGGCCCGUUCAAUGCCAACCCGUACCAAAAUAGGCUGAACGCUGCGGCUGUUGAAGAGCAUCGAUCAAAUGAAYCAGUCGUCCAAAGAGAAUUUGAUCCACGAUCAUCACACUAAAAACAUUUCCCCAAAUAUCCCUCCAAACUGCUCUGACUGCAUGGCGCAUUUCCUAAACAUUGCUCAGUUCGUCCGUCACACAAGCUUGUCUCAUUCGACUUCUCGCGUACUAGCGUUGAUUUGGAAGAGCUGACUUGUGGACAACGUGCUCCCCGCCUGCGUCGUGCGUGUCGAGUAUACCAUACUGCAAAUUCCA
Messenger RNA from Actinia tenebrosa (Australian red waratah sea anemone), 1970 nucleotides. RefSeq names its product homeobox protein prophet of Pit-1. Lineage: Eukaryota; Metazoa; Cnidaria; Anthozoa; Actiniaria; Actiniidae. Gene Ontology annotation, biological process: cell differentiation; regulation of transcription by RNA polymerase II. The record is from RefSeq and is a predicted model, not a curated record. Gene Ontology annotation, molecular function: DNA-binding transcription factor activity, RNA polymerase II-specific; RNA polymerase II cis-regulatory region sequence-specific DNA binding.